Messenger RNA from Aspergillus sclerotioniger CBS 115572, 1193 nucleotides. RefSeq names its product purine-nucleoside phosphorylase. Gene Ontology annotation, cellular component: cytoplasm. The transcript has 7 exons. The record is from RefSeq and is a predicted model, not a curated record. Gene Ontology annotation, biological process: nucleoside metabolic process. NCBI's taxonomy places the organism in Eukaryota, Fungi, Ascomycota, Eurotiomycetes, Eurotiales, Aspergillaceae. Gene Ontology annotation, molecular function: purine-nucleoside phosphorylase activity. The coding region runs from base 216 to 1193 and encodes 325 amino acids.
GCAACUACAUACUAUUGUUGAUUCCUUAAUAUGGGCGGAAUCAUUCUUCUAAUAUUCCAUUGCACUUUCUUCCUGUAAGAACACAGCAGGGCGGUCAAUAUAUUCAUCUGCCAUAGAGGUUCAAACUUUUUUUAUUGAAACUCUCUCUGAUUAACAAAUUCUACUUUCAUCACUUCUAUCCCAAAGCUAGGGCGAGCCUUUCAGUUCAGGACAUAAUGACACCAUCCGGCAGCUUGUCGUUCCAGCAGGCAAGUGAGACGUUGUCAUUUCUGAGAGAUCGCUUGCCGGAGUCUUUGAAGACACCUGAAGUUGCAAUAGUCUGUGGCUCUGGCUUGGGAGGGCUUGCGAGCACAAUUCAUCGCUUGCCACGAGUCGAGUUCGACUAUGCUUCUAUACCCCAUUUCCCUCGCUCUACAGUCGCCGGGCAUGCAGGGAAACUGGUUUUUGGACUUCUCAACGGACAAGUGCCUGCAGUGUUGAUGGUUGGCCGUGCUCAUUACUAUGAGGGGCAUUCAAUUGACCAUGUUACAUUUCCUAUACGCGUUUUCAAACUCCUAGGAGUCGAUACAAUCAUCUUAACCAAUGCCGCCGGCGGUCUGAACCCUGAAUAUAUGGUAGGAGACAUCGUUUUGCUAAAUGACCACAUAUUCCUGGCUGGCCUGGCGGGAACACACCCUCUACGGGGUCCAAAUGCCGAAGAGUUUGGUCCUCGUUUCCCUGCUCUAUCAGAUGCUUACGACCUGGAAUUACGUUGCCAAGUUCACAACGCCUGGGCCACGAUUGUGCGCCCACAAAGCAGGAGACUGCACGAAGGUGUAUAUGCUUUCGUUGGGGGACCUAGCUAUGAGACCAGAGCCGAAUGCCGUAUGCUUCGCCAACUCGGCGCGGACGUGGUUGGCAUGUCAACCGUACCAGAGAUCGUUGUUGCCAGGCAUUGCGGUAUCCGAGUCUUGGCCCUUAGCUUGGUAACGAACAAUGCAGUUCUUUCCCCUGCUCCCCGUGGAGACGACCAUCUUCUUCAGGGGAAAAAUGUGCACGAGCUAGACACAAUAUUGCAAGAAGGCAAACCGAACCAUGAGGAAGUUCUCGAAGCUGGCCGCUCCGCUGCCAUGGACAUGCAGAGGCUUGUUAUACAAGCUGUUGCGAAUGUUUUCACACGAACCUCCCAUGGUGAGGCGACCAGUGACCAAUGA